UUCAUUUGCUCGCCACUCAGUCGCAACUCGAGCCGUGCACGGCAAACAUGUCGUUGUCGUUGUCGGAGUAACUUUCAACGCUCAACUUGCAGUCGAAUUUUAGUGCGAUGGGCUUGCGGGAAACUCUGCGACAACUGCGCCCUGGCAGUCCAUCGCGUGGCAAGUGCAGCAUCGAGCUGCAGCGACGCAGCAGCAGCAGCGGUGGCAACAAAGCUCAGCCUGGUCAGGUGCAACCUCAUCCCAAUCCUCAUGCAACACAGCCACAGGUCACAGAGCAGUCGCUGCAAGUUUGGCGCUCGCUGCCAGCCGAGAUUCGUCAUGAUCCGAGCAUGGCCAGCUUUCAAAUGGAGAACGAACGCAUACACGGCUCAACGGCAGCCAACAGCGAGGCGGGUGAAGAGCCGCCCAACGAUGAUGACGAUGUUGAUGAUAAUGAGGACGUUGAGCCGCCAAGUCAUUUACAAGAGAUGAAGGACGGACGCGCCUCCAGCUAUGCGGGCUCUGACUUUCUGGACAUCAAGUUGAGACCCUCGGGCGAGGGUGACAAAAGCACCGAUGAUGAGGCAACCACAACGCACUCGGAGCACGAGCCACAUGCCAAUGGACCAGGGAAUGCAAAGUCGCUGGCUCGACGCACGCAUCACAAAUCGAAACGCUCCAAGGAGCAGCUGCAACGCGACAAACUGUGGAAGCGUUGCGGACUGCUCUUCUUCUGGGGUCUGGCGGCAACUGUGUUGAUCACAGUGGGCGAGAAGCAUCUGCUGGAGAAGAUCAUCGAGGUGCCGCAGGGCGAGCAGGGCAAAUUUUUCAAGCUGGAACAGAAGCCCACGGGAGACUUUCGACUGCAGCUGCAAGGCGCUUUUGAGGGUAGCUCAACUGUGUUGCUGAAGAGCGCUGAGCAGGAGAAUGAAACUGCAAUCUACAACUAUUUCUUUGUGCAGCCGCAAAUUGCGGUGCUAGACAAGAAUCAAAGUCAAGAGUUCAAGGACAUUCUGGAGCCUUGGCAGCUGUUGCUCGUUGCUGAAACAGAGCUGAACAACGCCUCCGCUGUGUCCAAGAAUCACACCUAUCACCUGACCAGCGAACUCAAGGAGUUGCUUGCUCGCAAGGACAGCUUAAUGCGUCUGCAUAUCUACAGCGAUGUUGCCCAGGAUUUGGCCAUUGAACUGUGCUACAAUCCUCUGAUAGUGAACACACGCACAGGCAGCAUUCUGGCCGGGAUUAUACUGCUCAUCUUCUAUGGUCUGCUGAUCUGGGAGCAGCUGGAACGUCCCUUUGUGGCCAUGAUCUGCUCGGUGCUCUCGGUUACCGCCUUGGCGGUGUUUCACGAUCGUCCCAACAUGGAGGAGAUUAAACAGUGGAUGGACAUGGAGUUGCUCACUCUGCUCUUCUGUAUGAUGAUCCUCAUACUCAUCUUAACCGAGACGGGCGUCUUUGAUUACUUGGCUGUCAUUUGCUUCGAGAUCUCGGGCGGCAAAAUCUGGCCCAUGAUCUACAGCUUGUGCUUGACCACUUGCUUGGUGUCCAGUGUGCUGGACAACAUGACCACGGUGCUGCUGCUGACCCCAGUGGCCAUUCGUCUGUGCGAGGUGAUGCAGCUGGAUCCCAUUCCUGUGGUCAUGGGCAUCAUUGUGCACGCUAAUAUUGGCGGUGCUUUGACACCAAUCGGAGAUCCCAUCAGCAUCAUCAUUAGCUCCAAUCAUCUGAUAGUGGAAAGCGGCGUCAACUUUCUCAAAUUUGUGGCACACAUGCUGCCUGGAGUGCUGUUGGCCCUGCUCCAGAGCUGCCUCUACUUGCGUUUGAGCUAUCGCAACAUUGAUGCACUGCGUCUCAAUGAGCCCAAGCAACUGCGUGAGCUGCGACGCGAGAUCAAAGUGUGGCAGCGUGCAUUGAAUGCGAUUGCCAGCUGUUCCAAGGAUGCGCAGCUGGUGCGUGGCACGUUGCAAGGACGCGUCAAGCAGCUGAAGCGAGCGUUGCGUCGUCAGGAACGUGGCGUUGGCUCCACAGAGAUUUACACCAACACGCUGGAUGAGCUGAAGCAGAAGUAUCCCAUCAAGAACAAACAGUUGCUGUUGCAGUCAGCUGGCACUUUGCUCUUUGUCAUCGUCUGUUUCUUCAUUCAGUCCGUGCCACAUUGGCGCACUUUGCCCCUCGGUUGGGUCGCUUUGCUGGGCGUUAUCCUGCUGCUGAUUGUGCUCAAUCGCGAGGAUAUGGAGCACUUGAUACAUCGCAUCGAGUGGACAACGCUGCUCUUCUUCGCCGCCAUGUUUGUGAUGAUGGAGUGCGUGGAGCGUCUCGGAUUGCUCGUCAGCAUUGGCGAACUCACAGAGCAUGUGAUUCUCUCGGUGGAUAAGCAUCACAGACUCACUGUGGCCAUCUUCAUGAUACUGUGGACAUCGGCGUUGGCUUCGUCGGUGCUCGACAGCAUUCCAGUGACUGCCAUGAUGGUCAAGCUGGUCACUUCGCUGGUAGCUAAGCCUUCGUUGGGUCUGCCCCUCCAGCCUCUGGUUUGGGCCUUGACUUUGGGCGCCUCCUUUGGUGGCAAUGGCACCUUGUAUGGCGCCUCGGCGAAUGUGAUUGCUGCGGGCAUUGCCGAGCAGCAUGGCUACAAAUUAUCCUUUACACGUUACCUUAAGACGGGGCUGCCCAUGAUGCUGGCUCAAGUCACUCUGAUGACGGCCUAUCUAAUGCUCGCCCAUGUGGUGUUUAGCUGGGAUUGAACCCACUUGAACUUUAUUUAUCAGUAAUUUAUAAUGAUUGAAAGUAAACGAUGGAUUUCUAACUACAAGUAUCAAUUUAUCUGAGUAUUCGAUGGUAUUCUUAAGACUUUUUUUCGGAAUUUGUCCCUCUCAAUGUGUUGAACCCUAAACUAAACUUGUUGGUUUGUGAUUUUAAAUAAAGGAAUUACUUUAAAUAUA
Molecule: messenger RNA, 2918 nt
Organism: Drosophila nasuta
Lineage: Eukaryota; Metazoa; Arthropoda; Insecta; Diptera; Drosophilidae
Gene: hoe2
Product: hoepel2
Exons: 6
Coding region: 108-2720 (870 amino acids)
Biological process (GO): transmembrane transport
Cellular component (GO): membrane
Source: RefSeq, a predicted model, not a curated record